Molecule: messenger RNA, 1040 nt
Organism: Daphnia magna
Lineage: Eukaryota; Metazoa; Arthropoda; Branchiopoda; Diplostraca; Daphniidae
Product: endocuticle structural glycoprotein SgAbd-4
Exons: 3
Coding region: 394-927 (177 amino acids)
Cellular component (GO): chitin-based extracellular matrix
Molecular function (GO): structural constituent of chitin-based larval cuticle
Source: RefSeq, a predicted model, not a curated record
CCACGAUUUUUGCCAUUUAAACGGUUACGAUUAAUUGUGGCAUUAAUGAUCAAUCGUUCGUUAAUUAUUUACUUGUUCGAACAGAACAAAUUCCUUGAUCAAUUGCGUGUUUAGUUUUAUCAAGUUUGAUGAAAUAUUUGAAAGUUAGUACAGAAUUUCAGGUAUAAUUUGCCGGGAGCAAUCACGACAAUAACGUCAUCUAAAAAGCCAUGGCCUGGAACAUGUUAACGACUUAUCGAGGACAUGCAUACCAGUGAAAUGGUCAUCAAUAUUUUAUAUAAAACUGGACCAACAGACUUAAGGUUUCGUAAAAGUCACUCCUUUGCUGACUAUUUAAAGUCCCUUUCAAUCAGUCUUGGACAUCAGUUCUCUGAGUAAUCUACCAAAGCCAACAUGAAGUUGUUCGUUAUUGCUGCUGUCUUGGCCGUUGCUGCCGCUGCUCCUUCCAGCUACGUCACCCCUGGCUAUGCGCCUUCCAGCUAUGGAUCUUCCGGCUACAAGGACAACAAGUACGGCGGUAUCACCAUCACCAGCCAAUCUGAUGAACGCAACCUCGAUGGAAGCAGCAAAUGGAGCUACGCUGGAUCUGACUACACCACCCGUGAGGAAUCCCAGGUCCAGAAGAAGCUUCAAGGAACCAGCUACGAUUCUUACGGAAAGGCCACCUACGAGGAUGUUAUGGGAAACACCAACAGGGGAUCUUCUUACUGGGUUUCCCCCGAAGGCCAGAAAAUCACUUUGACCUGGACUGCCGAUGAGAACGGAUUCCAGCCCAAGGGUGACCACUUGCCCGUCGCACCCGUCCAUGAAUACGAGCUCCCAGUUGCUCCCGUCCAUGAGUACGAACUCCCCGUUGCCCCAGCUCUUCCCUACUCCCGCACUGGACCAGGCUACACCUCCACCACUUACUCCGGCUCUCGCUACUAAAUUAUUCAAAUGAUAAAUCUAUAUAUUGAACGAUGACGUCAGUCUGUUUUCGUUCAUGCCAUACGAUGUUCUAUCUGCGGUGUGCACAAAUAAAAAGAUUCUACGCAAAACGA